AUGAGCGCGCGGAGGGAGGAGCGACUCACGCGCCUCUCUUCACUUCGCUUCACGUCCCAGUAAGAAGAAGAAGAAGGAGGAGAAGAAGAGGAAGAAGAAGAAGGAGAAGGAGAAAGCGAGCACAGACACACGCACACACACAUAUAGACACACACACAGACACACUGACUUUCGAUCUCUCUGCUACGUUUAUUUCACACACCGAAGUGUCGGCACGCCGCACCCUGAGCCUCGCGAGAUAGAAUACAGCGCACUCUCUCUCUCUCUCUGGAUACGGGGACGGAACACACACACACACACACACACACACACACUUACACUUCCCUAUAACCUCUUGUCUUAGAGUCGUCCUUGCUGGGAAAACACUCGGAUCUUCUUCACGCGACAUGUGUUUUUCCCACUGUUGGAGAACCUUACACAGAAUUCUACUGGUUGAAGAUCACAUUUGAGCUGCCUUUUAGACGAACAAGCACUCAGAGCAUCCCGGAGAGCAGAAAUAGGGUGCUUGUGAGACGUCCCAAAGGAUCCCAUCUAGAGAAAACAGACAAGCAGACGCACAUCUCAGAACCACACUGGUAGCGUCUCAUGGUAUUGGUGGUCAGUGUUGCAGCGAGCGUGGUGAUUGGUCGCUGAUCGUGGCUCCUCAGAGCUGUGGGAUGUCCGUCUGACUCAGAGAGGCGAAUGACAGGCAUCCGUCCGCAGGUGGGGCCCGCCUCAGUCUCACAUGAUUGGCUGCUGGAUGGAAUUAAGGUGAAUGGAACACAUGCCCAAGGAGCAGGACCUUAACCAAUCAGAGAGAGAAGAGAAACGGUGGCUCAAUGGCCCAAAAAGGAAGAGGAAGAAUAGUCAGUGUUCGGUGAAGAGCAUGUCAGGGUACAUCCCAAGUUAUCUAGAGAAGGAUGAGCCGUGUGUGGUGUGUGGAGACAAAGCCACUGGCUAUCACUACCGCUGUAUAACCUGCGAGGGCUGCAAGGGUUUCUUCCGGCGCACCAUCCAGAAGAACCUGCACCCGUCGUAUUCCUGCAAGUACGAUGGCUGCUGCAUCAUCGACAAGAUCACACGCAACCAGUGCCAGCUGUGCCGCUUCAAGAAAUGCAUCGCAGUGGGCAUGGCCAUGGACUUGGUUUUGGACGAGGCGAAGCGAGUGGCCAAGCGACGUCUCAUUGAGGAGAACCGGGAGAAGAGGAAGAAGGAGGAGAUGGUGAAGACGCUGCAGAACCGGCCCGAGCCCACGGGUACCGAAUGGGAGCUGAUCCGCAUCGUGACCGAGGCUCACCGCCACACUAACGCCCAGGGCUCACACUGGAAACAGAAACGCAAGUUCCUGCCUGAAGACAUUGGCCAGUCGCCUGUAGCCCCCACAUCAGACGGGGAUAAAGUCGACCUGGAAGCCUUCAGCGAGUUUACCAAGAUCAUCACGCCAGCCAUCACCCGCGUCGUCGACUUUGCCAAAAAACUGCCCAUGUUUUCAGAGCUGCCUUGUGAGGAUCAGAUCAUCCUGCUGAAGGGCUGCUGUAUGGAGAUCAUGUCUCUGCGGGCGGCGGUGAGGUACGACCCCGAGAGCGAGACUCUGACGCUAAACGGAGAGAUGGCCGUGAAGAGAGAGCAGCUGAAGAACGGCGGCCUGGGCGUGGUCUCUGACGCCAUCUUCGACCUGGGCAAGUGCCUGGCGCAGUUCAACCUAGACGACACGGAGGUGGCGCUGCUGCAGGCCGUGCUGCUCAUGAGCUCAGACCGCUCAGGUUUGACGUGUGUGGAGAAGAUCGAGAAGUGCCAGGAGACGUACCUGCUGGCGUUCGAGCACUACAUCAACUAUCGCAAGCACAACAUCCCCCACUUCUGGCCCAAGCUGCUGAUGAAGGUGACGGACCUGCGUAUGAUCGGGGCGUGCCACGCCAGCCGCUUCCUGCACAUGAAGGUGGAGUGUCCCACCGAGCUGUUCCCUCCUCUCUUCCUCGAGGUCUUCGAGGACCAGGAAGUCUGAGCUCUAGAAAGGAACGGCAAUUGUCUUUUUUUUUUUCUCUUUUAUGUACACACCCGACCAUCUCCGUCCUUUUACGACACCUCGACACACGUCCCGGUCCCCGGUUCAUCCGCCUUCCCACGCGUCAAACGCACCAGCAGCAUGAUGGCAGAGGCAGGACCUUCUCCGGGGCUCAUGUUCUCCUUCGAUGCAGAAAAAGGCUAUUUAUUCGACGUUUGCUUUUUACGGAGUGUUGAAACCCCUCCCACUUUAAAUUUUUCUCCGCCAGCCGAUUUACAGGUGGCCCUUCUGUCUCUGCGCUACGUCUUAGACUGAUCUACCUGAAACUGAACCUUUAGCAGCUAUGGACACAAAUACACACCUACAUACACACACACACGUCUAACCUCAAGUCAGAACACUUCAACACACACAUACAUACUGAUCUAACCUCCAGUCAGAACACUUCAACACACACACACACACACGCACUACUCUCACACCAGCUACUCAGAGCAGCUCUGUUGCACAGGGUGUGUACAGAAACAAAGCGCUUAUCCAGCGCUAGGUUCGUGUUAGCCAGUGGUCAGGCCAUUUCAGUCGUCUAAAAUCAUCCUGGUAACCACUAGUGAUGACCACCAGUGACCACCACUCUUUUUCUUUCACACACACAAACGUGCAGAUCGGCGGCGUCAUAGUCGUCAUCGUAGUAGCAGCAGUUGUAGUAGUAGUAGUAGUGUUGUAGCGCGACUCGAACAGACCUCAUUUCACUGACCGUAGUGAGCCGUGUGCAGGAUGGGAGGAAAAUUCCAGAGCGAGAUCAGGUGCUAGAUUUGAAUGAAUUUUGGGACGUUUUAAAACCAGCUUCAGAGAAUAAACGCAGACUCAGAGCCUCAGAGUCGUGUUCAGCGUUGACGAUUUCGAUUUUUUUGGCUAACGAGAUAGUUCCAUAGUUCUGGGUGUCUCAUGUUAGAGAAAUUAGAGACGUUAUUUUUUGCCUUUUUUUUGUCACGAGUCACGAGCAAAUGAUCUGAUAUGAUGCUUAAGGGAAUAAAACCCAUAAAAGACUGCACAGACCUGGUCAGGCCUGCAGUGGUUACAGUUAGUUGAUAUUUUGGGAAAUAAAAGAACCAAGUAAAUUUGUUCUAGUAAUGAAAUGAAAACCGCAUGCGUGUGAGCAGCUUGCAUUUCACAUGUUGUUGUGGUUGAGAUUAAAUAGGAAGUAAAGUGAUGUUGAGGAACCGUGAGAGCCACACUUCACGCUUCCUACUGAUGCUGCUGACGGUUCUACCUCUCAGGGUUUUCCCAGUGUUUCCGGUGGUGUAGUGGUAGGGAUCUUAUUUAAAAAAUAAAUAAAUUAUUUAAAAUCAAUAAAUAAAUAAACAAAUAAAAACUAAAUGAAUAAAUAAAAGCAACAAAUAAAUAAAUAAAUAAAUAAAUAAAUAAAUAAAUAAAUAAAUAAAUAAAUAAAUAAAUAAAUAAAAAAAAUGUAUAUAAUCUUGUUCAGGCCACGCCCAAUUUUCUUGUCUACGGGGCACUAAGCCGAUACAGAUACAGCGGCAUUGCGUGAGUAAGUCACGUGAAAACCUCAACAUUUAAAUUAAGUAGAUAAAUUAAAUUUCUGGAGGAAUCUGGACACAAUAAAAUAAAGAUGAUGUAGAAAAAAUGAAAUUCAAUAUAACAUAAUUUUUUUUUUAAUAUCUGGACUUUAUGAUUACCAUACACCAAAUUUAAAAUUAAGAAAUCUGUUUCUAGACAUUUCUACUCAUUUCUACUCAAAGUUUAAAUAUUUCUAUUCUGUUGGCAGAUUAUUUUGCUUCAGAAAUUCGUUUAAAAAUAAAGCAAAGAAAAAAGUAAAAAUUCAAGCUUGAAAUGAAUAAAGAAUGUCUAGAAACAGGUUUAAUAAAUAAUAAUAAUAAUAAUAAUAAUAAUAAUAAUAAUAAUAUGGUACAUAUAACUGUACAUAAGAUAUUUUUACUAUAUAAUUGGAUUUUUUUUUUUUUGCAAUCCAGUGAUUUCCGUUUUUGCAAAAACAAGGUCGAUUUGAUUCCGAGUGAAAGGACAUUUGAAUCGAUCGCGAACUAAACUAAUUAGUCAUGUGUCUGUUUCAUUAGCUCUCCCUGAUUAGCCUGUGAGGAACAUGUCAGAUUGUGUGUAUGAGAAAACAGCAGCGUGUUUUAGUUAAACUGGUUCCUCACCAUGAUCUCUGUGCGAAGAGAAGAUAGGCUAGGUUCAGACGUACAUGAACAUGGCACUGAUGUGUCGAGGGCGUUCUGUAUGAGUUAUAUGGUGAAAAUUUCAACCACAGAGUCAAGUGUUGCUCCGGUCGUCCGCCAGACGUUCUGGAAACAUCUGUGAAAAUCGUUUAAGAGGAAAAUUUCAUUUUUUAUAGUUAUGUGCCAUCGAAUCGAAAAACCAAUAGAUCUUGCAUUGAAAAUAUAUAUUAACCAUAACACAACCUACGCUGAAAAUAUCCACGUUGCUUGCUAGCUAGCUGACCAAACCUCAUCAUGCUCGCCUUGUUACUAUAGCAACCGACGUGAACGAAGAAAACGGGGAAUAAUUUCAGAUUUCAGGCUCGUGCAGUAACCAGGCUGAUUCCAACAGCACUGAAUAGUAUUAUGUUCCUCCCAGACCGAGCACACACACACACACACACACACACACACACCUCAGAAACCUGUAAAGCCUCAUUACUAUAAUGCACUGCAGUGCUGUUGCUCUAAAACCAUCUCCAUCAUCUCUCCUUAUCUGGGCACAGACAUCGCUCUGGGUGUGACACACACACACACACACACACACACACACACACCACACACACACACAGUGAUGAGUGUAGACAGAGCAGGCAGGUUAGCGACACGAUGGACUGGCUGUUUUAUGGUAUUGUUGUUUAAUUAUGAUGUUUUUUUUGUACCUCAGUUCGGGCACACCUCUGGCUGUGGCUCCACAACUGCCUCUGUGCUGACAGGCUCUACCUCACCUCUGAACAGAGAGCAGCUACCUCACAGCCUCCUCCUCUCACACACACACACACACACAUGCUUGAACACACUGAUGUAUUCAUGGGCAGGAACACAAAGAAAUCCCUCGAUAUUAAAAAACGAACACACUGACUCCGCUCUCCCUCAGCUCUCGCUCUCGUCCCGAAUACCACUGUAAGACAGGAGGGCCGACCAUUCCUCAUCCUCGUCCUCGACCUCAUCCUCGUCCCCAUUCCUCAUCCUCUUCUUCCUCGCUUAUUACCUUUUUUUUUUCUCAAAGCCAGGCUGAGAGGACAACAGAGGACAAGUUUGUUUUUUGUUUUUUUAAAUAAAUGAAAGAAAAAGUGGGACCAAUCGCCACAUUUGGAAAGUUUAGAAGUCCCCAUUUUCCAUUCCAUUCAAAAUGGACACCGGGAGGGAAAUCGAAACAAAAACAAAGAAAGGAAAGAGCGAGCUUUUGCUGUUGCUUUAAAAAAAGUAAGUAAAAUCAAGCAGAAAGCAGAGAACACGGGAUUUGACGAGAGAAAAAAAAGGAAGAUCCGACAGAAGCCUGGCUAAAAAAAUGUUUUAAAAAAUUUGGAAUCUUUUCGAAAAAAUUUUGAAAGUGAUGAAAGUGGGCGUGAUCAUGCUUCCUCAUGGAAUCGAUCGACAUUAAACGAUUUUCUACUUAGGAAAUAAUCAAAAUCCUAUAAUACUUUCAUUUAAUCACAUAAAUGUGGGCGGUGACUUCUACCUGAAGCCACGCCUCCUCUCAGAAUCAGUAUUAAAACUACCACCACCAUGUUUCUGCUUAAAAAAAACUAAAAAAAAAAAAAAAUCAAAUGCUCAUACUUUGUGUAACUCAUCACAUCCAGCACCACUGGAUAAACCCUUAAGUGACCAGAUCGAGCCUUGGCCACGCCCACUCACCACCGCCGAGUGAACGUGAACGUCAACCUGGAGAGCGUUUGUGAAGUGAAGAGCAAACCGGAACGGAGGCUCGUGUCGAGCCGCCCCGCUAUCAUCCGCCUCAAAGGCAAGAAAAAACCAAAUGUCCAGGAGUUACCACGGCGACAACAGCGACGUCGGUUUCCGUAUUCGGGUUCGUGUGCGUAACAGCAAAGGAAGGGGGUGAUGAAGCUGCUCUACCUUUCGAAUUUAAUUUUAUUUGAGAGACAAAAAAUUAUGGAGAAAUUCUAACGAAAAAGAAAACAAAACGACUUUCAGGACUCCAGAACAAAGUUUUAAAAAUUGGAGCUAUUUCUGUUGUUUGUUUGUUUUUUUUUCCCUUACUCUUGAUGUUUUUUGUUCGUUCGUUCGUUCGUCAGUUUUAUGGUGCUUAACUGCUAUGUAAGAAAGAAAGAAAGAAAGAAAGAAAAAGAAAAAAAAACAAAAAACAGCCGUAGUCACUUUUCUGACCAUGCGUGCAGUGUAUGUAAAAAAGAAAAAAGAAAAAAAAAAGAAAAGAAAACAACCUCAAGACAACAUGAACUUCACCUCCUUUUUCACCUCACCAAUAGGUUGUACCCAUAAUCCACCUGUCUCUCUGUCUGUCCGUGUUUCUGUCCUAAUGUCCGUCCUUUUUGUCCAGGUGAUGAAUUUACAGCAGCAGCAAAAUAUGACAACAGGAAAAAAUUAUUUUUUUUAAUGUUUUGUUUCUUUUUUUUUUAAUGAACGAAGACUCUGAAACGUAAAAAAAAACAAAAAAAAAUCAAUAAUGCAAAAGAGACUGAAAAUAUGGAGAAAAAAAAAACAAAAAAACCUGAAACACAAUCUUCUCAUACCUCACGCAACCGGAGAGAGAGGAGCGGCGAGGCACUCUGCCCAGGAGCAGGAGUGUCUGUGUACAGAGAUGUACGACGAGGUAAAAGUGCAGGAUCGUCAGAUAUUAUCUCACACACACACACACACACACACACACAAACAAGGCAUGCAAACACGCAGGUCCGAAAGCUGAUGUUGAGGAUGAGGUUUUAGCUUAGCUAGGAUGCACUCAGUGUGUGUGUGUGUGUGUGUGUGAGAUAUCGGAGAACGUGUCAUGGACUUGAAUGUAGCUGACAGAACUUGGGUUUCUCAGCGAGCCCGAGAAACCAGAACCUCACUUCAGGUCACCAGCAGAGUGGACUUUACUGUCUGGAAAAAAAAAAAAAAAACCAACAACAACAAAAACAAACUGAAAUUCUGUUGUCUAUAAAAAAAACCACCUGCAAGGUGCAAUUGUUCAAAUUUUCUCUUCUUUUUGUUUAUUUUGUACCUUGUUUUUUUUUGUUUGUUUGUUUUUAUUUUUAAUUUAGGUUUUUAUUCUGACCAUAAGCAAGGAUGUAAAUACAAAAAAAUAAGAAAAAAAAAAGAAAAGAAAAGAUUAUUUCAGUAUGUGAUGUCACGCAUAUGCAAAACACUCGUAUACUGGACGCUCGAGAGGCCAGGAACAUCAUGCAAAUAAUACCGCUGGUCAUGACGACUGAUUCUGAUUCCCACCAUCGUGUACAAAAAAAAAUUAAAAAGAUGAUUAUAUAUCUAUAUAUAUAUCUAUAUACACACACACACACACACGUAGCUCUGUAACCACUGUAUACAUCAGGAUGUGUGCUAGCAUGCACUGUUGAGGUUGAGAUCAUUAAAGAAAGAAAGAAAGAAAAGUGUCCCCCUUGUAGCCGAUCCCCGUGCCUCGUCCCCUCGCGCGGAGCCGCCGUGGACGCUUUCUGCCUAGUGUAUUGGAGUGAAUGGAUCGAUUUAUAGAAAUAUAGAAAAGAGUGGAGUGAGAUAUAAUAAUUUCUAUUCUUAGGGAAAAGAGAGAGAGAGAGAAAAGUGAAGCCUUAGUGGUGUGGCACUCAGACAGGCAUUCUUUUUCUUUGCCAAAUGUAGUUCUGAUAGUUCUGGUAGAAUUCUGAUAGAGUUCUGAUAGAAUUCUGAUAGUUCUGGUAGAAUUCUGAUAGAGUUCUGAUAGAAUUCUGAUAGUUCUCAUGGAAUUCUGAUCGAGUUCUAGUAAAGUUUUUCAUCGAGUUCUGAUGGAAUUCUGAUUGCUUGAGAAUUCUGAUAGAGUUCUGAUAGAAUUUUGAAAGAGUUCUGUUAGAAUUAUUUUAGAGUUCUGAUAGAGUUUGGUUGGAAUUCUGGUAGAGUGCUGGUAUAGUUCUGAGAAUUCUGGUAGUCUGAUAGAAUUCUGUUAGAGUUUGAUUGGAAUUCUGGAAGAGUUCUGCUAGAAUCCUGUUAGAAUCUUGUUAGAAUUUUGGUAGAAUUCUGUUCGAGUCCUGUUAGAAUCCUCUCUUUUUCCUCCUGAUAGAGAAAAAAAAAGCUUUGUAGCAAGAAUGUCUAUGCAAUGAGUUUUUCCUCGCGCUUGCAGGCUGCUCCUUUGAUUAGCUUAACCCUCACAAGCUGCUUCUGCCUGGGAUCGCUCUCGUCUGUCCGUCUUUCUAUCCAUCCAUCUGUCCGUCUCAGCUCUGAGCUUAGCUUAACAUUCGACAACCUCUUACGCUGUGUGUGUGUCUGUGUGUCUGUGUGUGUGUGUGUAAUCAGCGCUCUCAUGGCUCGGUGGUUCGCUGCUACGUAAAAACUAACCAAAAACAGCGAAGACGCUUCUGAAGGUUGGAUAGAAAACCUGCACUGCUCUUUAUAAAGAAUGGAACAACGUGUUAAACAUGUUAUGCGUCUAAACGCAGGAUUAAUUCUCUAAACUUCGCUCUGAUGAGAUUAAAGGAAUACGUUCACCUUUUGCCACCGAUAUAUAACCCGACGUUUGAGCUGAGGGAAGGCAAAGGUUUGAUAAAUCUGUAGAAAUUGGAAUACAGAUGUAAGAUAAAGGUACAAACACUAACUCCAGCUUUAACCGCGUAAAAUUCCUGAGACUCGAUCCAGUCUGCAUUAAAUAACUGUUAGAAACAGUGAAAUCUGUCAACUUUGCUUGUAAAAGGAAGAAACCGUGGCCUUGCAUUAAUUACCGUUAAUAGCGGAUAAUACCAAACAUUCAGAAAAGCAAAAAUAUUGUAAUUGUUUUUAUUUUAUUUUAUUAUUAUGUUUACUUAUUUUAUUUUAAUUUUUUUUAUUACAUAACAUUAAAUAGUUAAAAUAAUUUUAUAUAUAUUUUAUUAUUAUUAUUAUUAUUAUUAUUAUUAUUAUUAUUAUUAUUAUUAUUAUCAUUAUGUUUUUAAUAUAUUUUUAAUUCCAGAAUGUUUUUUUUUUUUACUCUGUAAAAAACUCCAAGGUCUAUAAAUCUAUAAGCCCAUAUAUUUAAUAUUUUUAUCAGCCAAGUUCAACAGCUGCACUUAGACCCCUGGUUAAAAGCGGAUUUUUAAACUAAUCGGAUUUCCGAUUCUUGAAUCGUGUUAAAGUUCGGAAAUUAUGUCAGAAAAAUGCCUCGACUCGACUCUUCGCCCUUGCCCGCAAUAAUUGCGACUUCAUCCCUUAACAACCCGAAUCAGCGAGUGCAAUAUAUUUAACCCGGCACCCUGGUCACAUGACCCUAAACGUCCGUCUGAUUUGAAGGUUGUUAGGAGAUAAUUGAAUUACUCCCGAGUGUGAAACACGCUGACCACACACUGAUGAUACACCCAGUCAUGAGAGUGUGUGUGUGUGUGUGUGAGGAGAGCAGGAUGAUGUUCAGUUGUUCAGUCAUGGUUGGAAAUGUUUGAAGAAUUCUCUCAGGUAUCUAAUAAACAGAAACUGAUAUAAACACAUUUUUAAAUAAAGGAUGGAAAAUAAAAGCCACUGCCAUUUUGUUAUCUAUACAUCAUUUCUUGGUUCUGGGAGUUGAGGCUGUGUGUGUGUGUGUGUGUGUGAUGUCUGUUUCCUUGUUCAUGGAUAAGGUUCUACACUCUUUGGGGAAAAAAAGGGUACUAAAUUGUUCAAAAUAAAUUCUACACAGCUGAUACGAGUCACGCGGAGCUCAGUGUUUAUCGGAUGGAUUUGUGUGAGUUCUGUAGUUAUCACAUGACUGACUUUACCUCUCUAAUUCAGCACUUCUUGCAGGAUCCGUUUAGAAUUCCUUCAGAACCAGACGGGAUUGUUCAGCAUUGUAGGUGGAAUUUCUUCAGGAGUGUAGUUGGAAUUCCUUUAAGAGUGAAUUCUUUCUGGAAUGUAGGUGGGAUUCCUUCAGGAGCAUAGUUGGAAUUCUUUCAGGAGCCUAGGUGGAAUUCCUUUAGGAGUGUAGGUGGAAUUCAUUCAGCAUCAUAUGGGGGAAUUCCUUCAGGAUUGUAGGUGAAAUUCCUUGAGGAACGUAGUUGAAAUUCCUUCAUGAUUGUAGGUGGAAUUCCAUUGGGAGCGUAGAAGGAACUCUUUCAGGAGUGUAGUUGGAAUUCCUCUAGGAGUGGCUCGAUUUGUUCCAGGUUCAGAUCAGAUUCCUUCAUUCUCAUAUCCUCUGUUUUUCACUCCUGUGUAUCUGAUCGGAUGAGAGCAUCUCUAAUCCUUAUCUUUUAGGAAUGAUGCUGAAACAAUUUAGUACCCAGUUUUCCUCGGAGUGUAGAAAAUGGAAAACCUGGAGUGAAAAAUGAGAUUCAAAUGAAACUAGGAGUAGAUCUGCAUGCCUUUGGAGCAGAAGUGUUCCUGUGUCUGCUGUAGCCUGCUUGAGAUUUUUGCUUCAUUCACCGUCUUUCAAACUAACCAGUCCUGUGAGUGUAUUGAGGUGUGUGUGUGUGUGUGUGUGUGUGUCGUGCUCUUCACGCGUCCUCACAGCCCCUCUCGAGGCCACCGAUCGCUGUAUAAAGCAAAGCUUUGCAAUAGAAGUAUGAAUGUAGCUGCUGAGAAUGAGGAAUGAGGAGAACGUGCUGAAGGAGAGAGACGACGUGAAUAACGUGAAUCGUGAAGGUUAUCCGAUGCCUCCGUCCGAAAAUCUAACCAAUUUCCUCGUAUUAACGAAAGAAAAUACAUUUUGUACAAACUCUCUCUCUGUGUGUGUGUGUGUGUGUGUGUCGACGUCGUCCGUGUCGUUACGUGAGUCGGAGAACCAAAGUUCAGAAAUUCAGGAGAACCUUGCUAGCUACAUUUCGUGACAGUAUUUCGCACUACACUUCAGCUUGGAUUGUGUUACGCUAACCGUUUCCAUAGAAACACAAAAGCAUUCAUGGACCAAAUACCAGUUUAUCUAGAUCCGCAGAUUCACCAUUUAUCCAGAUGCAAUUUAUUUUUAACAAAACAAAAAAUUAUCUUCAUUUUUAUUGCGCGCCCAGACAGCGAGGAAUGUACACAAACCCGGAUGCAAUGCAAGUGCGCGUGAGCUUGUUUAUGUCAGAGAUUAUUUUCGUGGAUUGCUGAAAGUAGGGAAUGGGUGUCGAGUAAUCCCGUAACGCUUUAGCUCGAAACGUUUAUGCAACCAAGCUUCCCAAUCGCACUCGCUCAGGUUCGAACUCGGGGCCUCGGAGGGUGCUGAAUUUCCCCCUUUUCCCGCUUUGUCGUUCUUCCUUUUCUUUCCUCACGCUUCGGGGGGUUGAUGCAUGAUUGUCGUCUGCGCUUCUCUGAUUGACCGAGCGGAAGAUCGGAAUACGGUGUUUGUGGAACGAUGAUUCCAAACCCUUCAGAAGCCAAAAUUUCUCGGUUCUCAGUUCUGGAAAAUACCAAUCCAGCGUUAUUCCUGAUUCUGUUCGACUUUUCCUUUUAUUUUGCAAAGCUAUGAACUCUAUAGUCCACAAAAACCAGGCUCACCCACACAAACACACACACACACUAUGAGUUAAAAACUACAGUUUUUUUUUCUUUUCCUGGUUCCUUCUGUUUUAUCCAGAUGUUCUCAUCUUUCUUUCAAACACUUUGUAGACUUUCCAACACUUUUCAACCAGUGUAUAUGUGGAUUUUCCAACCUACCAGCAUUUAACAACUACAAAACAAACAAACAAACAAACAAACACCACAUUGUAACUACCAUGUAACUACUACUUCGACUAAUACGAGUCUUCUACUACUGCUGAUUUAUUUCUUCUUCUCCUUUUCUGCUGUUUUUUAUUUUUAGUUUCUUUCGGUUCACUCCUCAAUCCCAAGUUUCACUGUGAUCGCUGAGGCGGCUGGGAAACGAAGAUGUUGUACUUCACAGUCACUCAGGGGUCCUGACCUAUCGCAAGGCUGGGGGGGGUCAGGGUCAGGGUCAGCUUGUAGGUGAUUUUUCCAAUAAGAAAAAGCAUUUCGGAUACCGAUCCUAGCAAACUCAAGUGAACUGUGAUACGAUUAAGGGCGCAUAAUAUAAAUAGGACACAGCCAUCAAAUAAGGUUUCGGGUGAAAGAAAUGCGAUCCAGCCGGAGCAUCCGAACGUGUCGAGUCAAUCAGACUUCAGGGCGCUUCUCAGUCCAGUAACAGUAUUUUCAGAUCUGUAAUUAGGCAACACACAGGAUGUCUAUAUGCAAGGCAAGCGCUGGGUAAAACACACACACACAGAGAAAAACACAA
This is a messenger RNA of Hemibagrus wyckioides, 12292 nucleotides long. RefSeq names its product thyroid hormone receptor alpha b (gene thrab). The transcript is spliced from 11 exons. Gene Ontology annotation, biological process: retinoic acid receptor signaling pathway; negative regulation of transcription by RNA polymerase II; cell differentiation. The record is from RefSeq and is a predicted model, not a curated record. Bases 755 to 1984 code for a protein of 409 amino acids. Gene Ontology annotation, molecular function: zinc ion binding; RNA polymerase II cis-regulatory region sequence-specific DNA binding; nuclear receptor activity. Lineage: Eukaryota; Metazoa; Chordata; Actinopteri; Siluriformes; Bagridae.